This is a messenger RNA of Penaeus monodon (black tiger shrimp), 3014 nucleotides long. Its product is annotated as ribonuclease H1-like. The transcript is spliced from 6 exons. Lineage: Eukaryota; Metazoa; Arthropoda; Malacostraca; Decapoda; Penaeidae. Gene Ontology annotation, molecular function: RNA-DNA hybrid ribonuclease activity; magnesium ion binding; nucleic acid binding. Gene Ontology annotation, biological process: DNA replication, removal of RNA primer. The record is from RefSeq and is a predicted model, not a curated record. The coding region runs from base 138 to 914 and encodes 258 amino acids.
AGCGGGGGUUGGGCGUGGUGACAUCAUCGCCCAACCUGUGGCAUGAUUCACGAAAGAGAAAUUCCGUCCCCGACACACGUUUUAGCACGAGUCUCCACCGGCACCGGCUCGCACAACGCCUCUAGUACCUUCCCGAGAUGCCGUUCUACGCUGUUGCCAGGGGACACAGCCCAGGAGUGUACACUUCAUGGCCUGAUGCCCAAGCUCAGAUUAAUGGCUAUACGGCAGCUCGUUACAAGAAGUUCGAUACCAAAGAUGAAGCUGAAGAAUUUGUCAGGGAAAAUGCUCUCAACAAGCCAGUGGUAGACCGCCGUGAGAAGGCAUCAGGGGACUCCCAAGUUGAAGGGAAAAGAAAACGAGAUGAUGAUGAGGAAGAAGAGGAAGGCCAAGGAGAGAAGAAAUUGCAUGUGGACGAAGGAGAAAAGAAAACCGAGGAUGGCUUAUCUUUAGAUGACGAAGGCUACCUUGUUGUUUAUUCUGUUGGAGUGUGCGAGUUCCAUGGAAAGAGUGGGCAGAAGUCUGGCUGCGGUGUCUUCUUUGCAGAGGAUCAUGAGCGGAAUGUGUCCGUGCCUUUGAAGGGGAAAGCCUCCAACAACGCAGCCGACAUUCAGGCAGCCACUCAUGCACUCAUAACUGCUAAAGCUGCUGGUUACGACAAGGUGGCAGUCCACACUGACUCACAGUUCAUGAUCAACUGCAUGACCUCGUGGCUGAAGAACUGGAAAAAGAAGGACUGGAAGAAGAGCGACGGAGAGUCCGUGAAGAACAAGGAAGAACUGAUCGAACUGGAUAAGGCUACGGAAGGACUCGCUGUGAAAUGGAUCCAUGUGAAGGCAAAAUCAGGAAUUGUCGGUAAUGAUGAGGCUAGGAAGCUGGCCAAGGUCGGCGCUAAGCAGUACGAAGCUGAUGCCUAAUACAAUUAUUCCAUGAUAAAGGGUUCAAAAUUUUGUGAUGUUUUACAGUUCAUCACUUAUUGCAGUUUUUUUCUUAUUAACAUCAUUUAUCUCUGUUAUCUCACUAUCCAUAGUGCAGUGGAAGAAAGAGGUUUAUAAAGAUGGUGUUUUGAAGUAUCUCUUGCUUGGAAGAAAGCUAAAUCAUUAAAAAAAAAAAAAAAUACAAUGAUAAAAUGUCAGAUUUUCCACUGCAUUUUGCUUCAUUCAUAAGUAUCUCAUUAUGCCUUCAUGUCUGAAUAUCUGUAUGCAAUUCCUCACCCUUGAAUUUAUCCAGAUGCCGAUCUCCGAAAAAAUAAAAGUGUCACUGGGUGAUGGAAUGAAUUUACUCCAGUUACCACCUUGUCAGAUGUGACUCGAUUUCUGCCUGCGCGAGAUCUGGAUAAGUGAAGGGUGUGCGAAAGCAACUUAGGUUGUGAACACUGCCAGCGAUGUUAUUGGUGCUACUCCAUUAUUGUCUUGGCAUUUAAUUAGCCUCCAGAAAAUAAGCUUUAAAUGCAAGGUGGAAGGACAUUUAAUAUUAAGAACAGAUGGUCUAUUCUUCCAGAAAUAGUUCUAGUUUUAUAUAUUAUUAUAUAUUGUCCUUAAGAAAGUAUGAAAUGAAUUAGAGGGAAAAAAAUCUUGUGGUCUGGUAAAGUUGAUGACCUAAAAACAAUGAGGAGUUAUGAAUAAAGUUAUCUCUGUAUUCUCUCCUGUUUCUUCUUCUUUAUUGUCUUUUUUCAUCAUUUUCUUCUUUUAUUGUCCUUUUUUUUUUCUUCAUUUCCAUCUCUUACUGUAUUUCCUCUUCCUUCUACAUCAUUAUCUUCUGUCUCAUUUCCCAUAUUUCACCUUGCAUAUUUUAUAUAGUAACUGAGAAAUAGCAGAAAAUUCAUGCUGUUUGGUGGCAGAUUUUUUUUAUUAUACUUUUAUUUAUUUACUGUUUUGUAAAGGAAAGAUAUUUUUCUCAAAUUUAAUGACCACAAUGUGCAAUGUAUUACUUAGUAUAUACUUUAAAGGAUGAUAAGUUACCUUUCAAAAUGUAGCUUUGAAAUUAAGGAUAGUUAGGAUUUUUUUACUUUAAAAAAAAGUUAAAUAUCAGAGUGUAUUUAUUUCACUAUUAAAGAGAAUUGUCUGUGAAUCUUGGUAGAUCACCAAGCUAUUGUGGAGCACCAUGAACUGCAUAAAAAAAUUAUUCAUUUAAGGGAAAUUAUUCGUAUUUUCAUUGAAAUAUCUACUAAGCAUUCUUUCAUUAGUAAUUUGUAGCUUUCAUUUUUUUACGGAUGAUAAAGCAAGAAAUGUUAUUCCAAGAUUGUAUUAAGAAUACUCUUUAUUCUUGAUUAGUUCAUGAGAUCAUUUGCUCUGUAUGUGUGUUUAAUGCCAUGUUUAUGUUACACUGUUUGUAUUAGUCAUGUUUGUUUGGAAAGUUAAUCACAUGAUAUGAAUAGUGUGUUGUCUGUGUAUUCUUUUUGACAGCUGGGGAGUGACUGAUAAACGAAGGCUAUUUUCCAAAGGUUGAUUUUAUUUUUCAUGUUUUAUUUAAUUUAUGUAAUCUGUUGGCAAUAAAAAGGGAAAUUGCAGAAGGCUGUAUUAACCUAAUAGAUAUAGGAAGAUGAGUAUAAGCAGUGUCAUGUAUGGUAGCCAUUCUUCUAUUAAUGUUUGCAGGUAUUGGUGAUGGUUUUGUGUGUUGAUGCAUGCAAAUGAUAAAUAACAUACUGUAUGUACUUACCAAAUAUGCAUUUUUGUGCCCCAUAGUGUCAUACUGUUAUACUCCAUUUAUUUAAUUUUAGCUAACAAACUAUUUGCUUUAUGCAGAAUAAACAAAAUGUUUCGUAUAGAAUUUUUGCAAAAGCUACCUCUUUAUUGCUUUAAUUAACACAGUAUUGUUAUUUAGCAUUUAUUUUCUUAACUGAUGAACAAAUAAGGAUCUUAACCAUAUUUUUAUUUUCAAAGUUUUGUGUAUUUUUAUGUUCCUGUACAAAAAUUGUACCUCUGGAGUGUUUUCCUGAGUUAACUUUAACCUGUGUGUUGUUCCAUCCCAGAGGGCAAAAGAUCUGUUCCUUAUCUCUAUUAAAAAAAAGUAAAACA